CUUCCUUUAUGACUCAGAAGCCAGAAUUUACGAGGGGUACCUGAAGACGGCAGUAGGGGAGAUCCAAGAUGGUGAAAUUUGGACUCCAGUUCAAAGCCACUUUGGAGAAUGUCACCAAUGUGAAACCAUUAGGUGACGACUUCCGGUGGUUUCUAAAGCUGAAGUGUGGAAACUGCGGAGAGAUCCCAGAUAAAUGGCAGUAUAUAACCCAAGUGGAGAGUGUGCCACUAAAAGGAGGAAGAGGCAGUGCCAGUAUGGUGCAGAAAUGUAAACUCUGUUACAGGGAAAAUUCAAUUGAUAUCCUUGGAGAUACAAUCACACCGUAUAAUGCAGAGAACAGCGAAAGAUUCAAGACGAUGGUGCAGUUUGAAUGUCGAGGUCUGGAGCCCAUUGACUUCCAACCUCAAGCUGGCUUCGCAGCACAGGGGGCAGAGUCUGGAACAAAGUUUCCGGAAGUCAACCUGCUAGAAAAAGACUGGACAGACUACGAUGAGAAAGUCAACGAGUCGGUGGGAAUAUAUGAAGUCACACAUCAGUUCAUCAAGUGUUGAUGUCAUCAUGCGCGAAGCCUCAGAGGGGGAGUUUGAACACUACAGCCAAAUAUCCUCAGGCCAAUUGCUAGCAUCAAGGAUGCUUCAUAUGCUGAGGUUGGAUUGAUGAUGAACAUUAAAGGCUGUGGAAUGAUACCACAGCGUGUCCAUACACAUUUUGGAUUAAUCGACAUGUUUUUUUCACUGCCUCAAUAAAACUGAAAGGUGUACAUUUUGA
Molecule: messenger RNA, 768 nt
Organism: Trematomus bernacchii (emerald rockcod)
Lineage: Eukaryota; Metazoa; Chordata; Actinopteri; Perciformes; Nototheniidae
Gene: czib
Product: CXXC motif containing zinc binding protein
Exons: 8
Coding region: 69-551 (160 amino acids)
Molecular function (GO): zinc ion binding
Source: RefSeq, a predicted model, not a curated record